AUGUGUGUUCUAGACUCAUUGUUUGGCAAAGACUUGGCUGAACAAGUGAAAAUUGAAGGCUCACGUAUUCCCUUGAUUGUUACAAAAUGUGUACAAGAAAUAGAAUUACGAGGCUUGACUGUAGAAGGCAUUUAUCGUAAAUCUGGUUCGCUUCAACAAGUCAAGGAUUUACAGGAUAUGAUUGAAACAAGUCAAGACGUUGACUUGUCUGAAUGUGACAUCGCUGUUGUCGCUAGCUUAUUAAAACUAUACCUGCGUAGUUUACCUGUGCCAUUGAUACCUAGCAAAGUGAUCUGUAAGUUUCAAUGCCCUCAGGAACGAUUAAACAAGACUUAUUCUUUACUUCAUGAUUUGCCAAACGAAAUAUAUUGCACCACCAAAUAUAUUGCACAACACCUGAGAAGGAUACAUGACCAUCAGUCUGUCAAUCGUAUGAAUUCAAAGAACCUUGCUGUUGUUUUUGGUCCAACUCUGAUGAGACUCAAUGAUGAUGUGACUGAAAACAAGGAAAGACAGACACAUGAGAUGAUAGAUACAAUUGAGUUCAUUAUACUUCAAAGUCAUACCUUGUUUGCUGAUUACUAUCCUUAA
Rhizopus microsporus ATCC 52813 is the source of this 591-nucleotide messenger RNA. Its product is annotated as RhoGAP-domain-containing protein. The coding region runs from base 1 to 591 and encodes 196 amino acids. NCBI's taxonomy places the organism in Eukaryota, Fungi, Mucoromycota, Mucoromycetes, Mucorales, Rhizopodaceae. The transcript is spliced from 3 exons. The record is from RefSeq and is a predicted model, not a curated record. Gene Ontology annotation, cellular component: cytoplasm. Gene Ontology annotation, biological process: regulation of GTPase activity; signal transduction.